UCUAGCUCAAUCUAAACAAAAGCCUGACCUAGGUUCUCUAGCUGCUAUAGCCAUGAGUUGCCGUCUUCAGACCUCAUCUUCCACUUAUGGAAGUGGUUUUGGUGGUGGCUCUUGCCAGUUGGGAGGAGGUCGGGGUAUGUCUAGCUGCUCAACUAGGUUUGUAUCCUCUGGGUCAAUGGGGGGCUAUGGUGGUGGAAUGAGCUGUGGCUUUGGUGGAGGAGCUGGUAGUGGUUUUGGUGGGGGCUUUGGUGGUGGUGCUGGAGGUGGAUAUGGAGGAGGCUUCGGAGGAAGCUUUGGAGGUGCUUUUGGUGGUGGCUUUGACUUGGGUGGUGGAGAUGGUGGGCUCUUGACUGGCAAUGAGAAGAUUACCAUGCAGAACCUCAAUGACCGCCUGGCCUCCUACCUGGACAAAGUACGGGCUCUAGAGGAGGCCAAUGCUGACCUGGAGGUCAAGAUCCGGGACUGGCAUCUAAAGCAAAGCCCUACAAGCCCCGAGCGGGAUUACAGCCCCUAUUUCAAGACCAUUGAUGACCUCCGGGAGAAGAUCAGGACAGCCAAUAUUGACAACUCCCGGGUCAUUCUGGAGAUUGACAAUGCCAGGUUGGCUGCUGAUGACUUCAGGCUCAAGUAUGAGAAUGAACUGGGCCUGCGCCAGAGUGUGGAGGCUGAUAUCAAUGGCCUGCGCAGAGUGCUGGAUGAGCUGACCCUCUCCAAGGCUGACCUGGAGAUGCAGAUUGAGAGCUUGAAUGAGGAGCUGGCCUUCCUCAAGAAGAACCAUGAAGAGGAAAUGAAGGAAUAUAGCAACCAGGUGGUGGGCCAGGUCAACGUGGAGAUGGACGCUACCCCUGGCAUUGACCUGACCCGUACACUGGCUGAAAUGAGAGAGCAGUAUGAGGCCUUGGCAGAGAAGAACCGCAGGGACGCCGAGGCCUGGUUCCAACAGAAGAGUGAAGAGCUGAACAGGGAGGUCACUUCUAACACUGAAAUGAUCCAGACCAGCAAGACCGAGAUCACAGAACUGAGACGCACGCUCCAGGGGCUGGAGAUUGAGCUGCAGUCUCAGUACAGCAUGAAAGCUGGGCUGGAGUCUACUUUGGCAGACACAGAAUGUCGCUACGCUGUGCACUUGCAACAAAUCCAGGGGCUAAUCAGCAGCAUUGAGGCCCAGCUGAGCGAUCUCCGUAGUGAGAUGGAAUGCCAGAACCAAGAAUACAAGAUGCUGCUGGACAUCAAGACACGGCUAGAGCAGGAGAUUGCCACAUACCGCAGCCUGCUGGAGGGCCAGGACUCCAAGAUGACUGGCUUCCCCGCUUCUGGAACAAUCUCUGUCAGCAGCAGCAGCAGCAGCACUAACAUUUCUUCUGGGAGCCGCCGGGUUUCCGACACCAGAAAGCCAUAAAUCUGCCCAGACUUUGGCCCCCUCCUCUCUCCCACAGUCACCACACAUGAGAAGUCAAGAGGAAUGAAACAUCCUAAGUUUCUGACCAGCAAGCACCUGCUCUGCCCACCCAGCUCCCUCCACUCUCUGUCCCUGGUCACUCACCCGAGGAGGGCUAAAGAUGAAGGCUCUAGUCAGCUGCUUCUCCCACCUCAUUGUGGUUGUGUGAUUGUCAUUGUGAUGUUCCUUUUCAGGAAAGGGGAGGGCAUUCUUCCAUCUCUCUCUCUCUCUCUCUCUCUCUCUCUCUCUCUCUUUCUCUCUUUCUCUCUUUCCCUCUCUCUCAUGUCUCAUGAAAUGAAAUAAUUCAAUAAAGUUUUCCCGCUGUUUCUGCAAACGUA
This is a messenger RNA of Vombatus ursinus (common wombat), 1776 nucleotides long. Its product is annotated as keratin, type I cytoskeletal 13-like. The record is from RefSeq and is a predicted model, not a curated record. The transcript has 8 exons. Gene Ontology annotation, molecular function: structural molecule activity. NCBI's taxonomy places the organism in Eukaryota, Metazoa, Chordata, Mammalia, Diprotodontia, Vombatidae. The coding region runs from base 53 to 1399 and encodes 448 amino acids.